UAUCCUCGUUUUCCCCGUUCAGCUGUUGAUCAGGGUGAUUAUUCGUGGCUGACAUUUGUUCCUAACGAUCCAAGAUUUCCGAAUACGAACCAAGCAUCGAACUGCCGGCAGAAUUUCGUUGAUUACUUUCGUUGUAAAAAGCUCUUUGGAGACGAUUAUCCUCCUUGCAACUACUUCCACCGAGCCUAUCACUUGAUUUGCCCCCGAUUCUGGGUCGAAGAUUGGGAGGCUCAAAUGGAAGAAGGGACUUAUCCAUACAAAUUCUGA
This is a messenger RNA of Echinostoma caproni, 267 nucleotides long. The record is from the annotation of a GenBank genome assembly. Lineage: Eukaryota; Metazoa; Platyhelminthes; Trematoda; Plagiorchiida; Echinostomatidae.